Messenger RNA from Suillus paluster, 2510 nucleotides. RefSeq lists its product as uncharacterized. The transcript has 6 exons. Lineage: Eukaryota; Fungi; Basidiomycota; Agaricomycetes; Boletales; Suillaceae. Gene Ontology annotation, biological process: protein phosphorylation; intracellular signal transduction. Gene Ontology annotation, molecular function: protein serine/threonine kinase activity; ATP binding. Bases 14 to 2164 code for a protein of 716 amino acids. The record is from RefSeq and is a predicted model, not a curated record.
AGCUGAGCCUGCCAUGGUCAUAUUCUACGUCGUGCUGAAAACUACGUUGUUGCAUGUUACAACUUCCGACGACGCUGAGAUCUGCACGGUCUUUCAGGACCUCAAAUCCGGAUCAGAAAUAGCGCGUCAGAUGUUGGGUAGAACAACGUUUGAUCAAUACGAGUACUAUAAGCUCAAAGACUCCGUGCCACUCCCCCUCUGCUUCUCAAACCGCGCAGCGAUCGUCCAGACGUGCCUGGAUAGGAGGGAAUGGGAAGAAUUGUCUCCCUAUGAUGUCUUGGAUGUACGAGCGUCGAAUUUAGCCAUUAGACAUGUCUACAUGGUCAUCCAGCCUCGGGCGGAUCCAGCAGAGACAGUUAUUCGAGAUCUCAAAGCAAAUUAUGCAGAUAUAUUUAGUCGCCUGCAGAUCACGUUAUCCAGCCUGCAAAACUGGACAAUGGCGGACGUCCGCAAUAACUUGGCCGGUGGCGGGUGGUGGCGUCCCGACGAUGUACGUGGUGAUGAAUUUCCCGUCGCAAUCUCUGGAAUAGAGGAAGCGUUGGCGCAAUCCCGUACCUAUAAUGUCCCGGCAGCCCGAGAGAUCAGGGACUAUCGGAAUGCUCUCUCCUACACUACACAAUUUAACAAGAUCUUUACGUUGGCUGCGAACCAAUCGGGCGAGGAUUCCCACCGGGAAUUCGCAACGUUUUUCAAUGUCCUUCGGUGCUUUGGCGAGGACUCAGAUCGCAUUGAGAGCGAUGGAUCCUCCGCCCUGAAGGCCAGCAACUUCAUUGUGUAUUUUAUAUCACCGCCGUUCUUUGCCCGUCGCAGCCCACAUUUCGAAUUCAGUCAGGAGAAGCCUUGGGGCUUCCCCAUAUUCCUCGGUACUCCAGAUCUGCCCGAUGCUCGGUGCAAAUUUCGCCCAAGGAGCGAUUUCAUGGUUUCGUUGCCAAAGUUUCUUUGCCCGUUCUUAAUCUCCGAGGUGGUUUCGCAGGAAAAGGAGGAAGAUCGAUACCGAAUGCUGCUCCAAGCCAUCGCCGUUGCGAGGGCAGGGCAGUACUUGAUUCGUGAAGGUGCACCAGUACACUUUUUCGUCGUGGCAAUUUAUCUACGGGCAGAUUUGACUGUAGAAAGAUAUGUAGUUGCUAAUAUUGGACCGCAAAGACAGAUUUCCAUUGCCCAGAAAGAUUUUAAACUUACCACGGCAGAUGGUGCGGUCGCAUUUCUUCGUGAGAUGUACAACCUCGUGGCAAUACUUGAGGAACUGGCCGAGCAUCUUGACCAAGGCAAGGAGGGCAGCCUUAGUGAAGUCAAAGACGCUGCUUCCAAGUUACUCUCCCUCACAAUGGCCAAAGAGAGGGAGCCGGUCCGGUCGGUGUUGCCCCCAAUACCUGAGGGCGGUGGAAAUGGCCAGGCCCAAGGUGAUCUCGGCGUCUUUAGUGCUGAUGAUAUCCAAGUUAUUUUGAGAAGGAUGAAUUACAAGAUCAACUUUAUUCUUUUCGGGUAUCUACUCAUCGCGUCUGUUUCGAAUGUUACUCACGAGGCCGAGAAGGGAUACCUGAAGUUCGUGCAAGAAGGGCGGAAGGAAAUUGAAAUCUUGCAAUACCUCACAGGAAUCAGUUCUCCUGCAAACCAUACCAUAUCUGGAGUCCGAAUCUGGCCUGUGCGAGGCGGCAACGUCAUAUCGAUGCCUGUGGCUGGCGGCUGGCUUACGAUGCUAAACAACCCUGAUGUGCACCUGUGGUCCGUAGCUAAACAGCUGUUCGAAGCCGUCGACUUCAUGCACCAACACGGUGUGGCGCACAUGGAUCUGAAACCGCAAAACAUUUUGAUCCCUCGCGACGGCGGACAUCUGUCUAUCAUCGACUUCAACACCUCCUUGCGCGUCAAGGGUGUUGGACACAAGUUCGGUGGCAUCGUGGGCACAACCGGGUAUAUUUCCCCCGAGGUAGCUGCUGGUAAUGGCCUCUACAGUGCGAUCCGUGCAGACUUGUGGUCCUGUGGAAAGACAUUAGAGGAGCUGUGUAUCAAGUGCCACCCAUCCAUGGAUCGCGAUACGCUGCUCGAGAUAUCUCGACAACUUAUGGAUGAAGAUCCGGAAAAGCGACCAACGAUGUCGGAUGUGUUGGGCCGGCUGGCCCGUUGUACUGUUGACGCUACCACCACACCAGAUUCCCUAAGGUAAUGUGCUUCUCUUGCGGCAUGCAUUUACUUGUUCUGGGCAGUUUCUACUCUGUUGCCCCACCGGAAGUGAAUGCAUGAAUGCAAUACCGGAUGUAUACCAGGUCAUAUUUUAUUUAUUUUGUAAAUUGUUUGUAUGGACCCAGAAGUAACUGGUAGCCGCGACUCAGUUACGGAAACCUGCUUGCAAUGGUGUUGUCCAUCUCGUUGAUCUAUAUCAGAUAGCCAUAAGUCGUUCAUGUCCAUGUCGAACAGCGCCUCGAACGCAGCUGGACCAUGCCUAUGGGAUGGGAAGACUAGGAUAUAUGCGGAAUAGCGAGAUGCCUGUGUCAGAGCGCUAAAUACGGCAC